GGUCUGCGCGAAGGCUUCCGCCAGUCGCUGGCUGCUCGGCGGCGCAAUGCCAUCGUGCCGGGAUCGCUGUCGUUUGACGCAUUGGGCUCGCCGCGGUCCCCGUUCGUGUUUAUGAGUCAAGAGGACCGUCGAGCUCAGACGCUGCGUCAGGCACAGGGACAGGAGCAGCAGGCAAGAAGGAAAGAGGUGCCAAGCAUC
Messenger RNA from Phytophthora sojae, 198 nucleotides. RefSeq lists its product as hypothetical. The annotation marks the transcript as partial. The record is from RefSeq and is a predicted model, not a curated record. NCBI's taxonomy places the organism in Eukaryota, Oomycota, Peronosporomycetes, Peronosporales, Peronosporaceae. The transcript has a single exon.